GGCCGUCCUCGACACCGUGCGCAGUUCUACACCACCUCACCAGGGCAGCAGAGCAGGGAGGUGAAGGCCGCCCCGCGGCAUUGCCCUGCUCAGAUAAGGGAGCACGGUUGGAAUUUGCCCCCCGGUCCGGCGCACCGAGAGCUCAGCCCGCACCCGGCUCACGGCUCAGGGCCGGCUGCGCUGCUGCUGCCGGACAGAAGCGAAGGCAGCAAACCCUCACGGUGAGACCCAAGGUACGGCGCCGGCAUCGCCCUGCUCCGUUCGUUUUUUUUAGGGUCCGGUUCGUUCCUAUUUUCGCUCUUCCUUCUCCCCGCGCGCCUCCCGCUCCAUCAGCUGGGAGGUGGUGCGUGGCGCUGUCACGUGACCGGAAGGCGGAAGCGGCCGCGCUGAGGUGAGCGGGGCGCGGACGGGCCGGGGUCGGUGGGGCGGGAAACCCCCCGGUCCUGAGGGGCCGUCCGGGCCCGGCACGGCCUGCUGCUCCUCGCUGUGCGCCGUGCGUUUCUCUUCGGAACUUUUCCGUAUAUCGAGCGUGGCAAAUUCUCUAAACUUUCGCCAAGACUCCUGACUGAGCGCUGAGCGGUGAUGGGGAGGAUGGCGGAGGUCGUGGGCCGGGCGAGAGCCGCCUUCAGCUCGGGUCGGAGCCGGCCGCUGGAGUUCAGGCUGCAGCAGCUGAGGAACCUGCAGCGGAUGGUGCAGGAGAAGGAGCGGGAGAUCCUGGCGGCCAUCGGGGCGGAUCUGCACAAGUGCGGUCACAACGCCUACAGCCACGAGAUCAUGGGGGUGCUGGGGGAGCUGGCCCUGACCGUGGAGAAGCUGCCUUCGUGGGCGGCUCCUCGGCCGGUGAAAAAGAACCUCCUGACGCUCCGGGACGAGGCUUAUGUCAACCCCGAGCCGCUGGGGGUGGUGCUGGUGAUCGGAGCCUGGAAUUACCCCUUCGUGCUGGUCAUGCAGCCGCUGAUCGGGGCCAUCGCCGCAGGCAAUGCGGUGGUGGUGAAGCCGUCGGAGAUCAGUGAGCACACGUCCCAGCUGAUCGCCGACAUCCUCCCUCAGUACCUGGACCCGGAGCUGUACCCGGUGGUCACCGGGGGAGUGCCUGAGACCACAGAACUGCUGACACAGAGGUUUGAUCACAUCCUUUACACCGGGAACUCUGCUGUGGGCAAAAUCGUGAUGGCAGCGGCUGCCAAGCACCUGACACCUGUCACCCUGGAGCUGGGUGGGAAGAGCCCCUGCUACAUCGACACGGACUGCGACCUGGCCGUCGCCUGCAGGCGGAUUACGUGGGGGAAGUACAUGAACUGUGGGCAAACCUGCAUUGCCCCAGACUACAUCCUGUGCCACCCGUCCAUCCAGAGCCAGGUGGUGGAGAACAUUAAGGCGACGCUGCAGGAGUUCUAUGGGGAGGAUGUGAAGAAGUGUCCGGAUUAUGAAAGGAUCAUCAACAAGCAUCACUUCAAGAGGAUCAUGGGCCUGCUGGAAGGGCAGAAGAUUGCCCAUGGGGGAGAGACCGAUGAGGCCUCCUGCUUCAUAGCACCCACCAUCCUCACGGACGUUUCUGCGGAGUCCAAGGUGAUGGAAGAGGAGAUCUUUGGGCCGGUCCUGCCCAUUGUGUCUGUGAAGAACGUAGACGAAGCCAUUGAGUUCAUCAACCGUCGGGAGAAGCCGCUUGCCCUCUAUGUCUUCUCCAAUGACAAGAAGUUAAUCAAGAGAGUUAUCUCAGAAACCUCCAGCGGGGGCGUUACUGGAAAUGAUGUCAUCAUGCAUUUCUUCCUCGCCACCUUACCCUUUGGUGGUGUUGGGAACAGCGGGAUGGGCGCCUACCACGGCAAACACAGCUUUGACACCUUCUCCCACCACCGCUCCUGCUUGAUCAAGGAUCUGAAGAUGGAGGGCACAAACAGGGUCCGGUACCCUCCCAGCAGCCAGAAGAAGUUGGAUUGGGCCAAAUUCUUUAUUCUGAAGCGAUUUAACAAGGGCCGUAUGGGACUGAUCGUGUUGGCCCUGUUGGGUGUUGUGGCAGCAUUGGUGAUAAAGAUGGCUUUCUGCUGAAAAGAGGAGAAGGUGCCAUAACCUGCGUGCAAGUCAUAUUUUGGGCGCUCACUUCGUGUCUGUUUCUUUCACUUCAGUCCUGUUUUUCUUUUGAGCUGGGUUAUUUCUGUGAGCUGUUGAGCACGCAGGGCAGCCUUGGGAAGGCACUAAUCAUGAGGAGGCCUGGACUCCUGCUUACUAACAAGCCACACUGAAACAGAGGGACCAGUGGAUACGAGCUCUCAAAAGGAGAACUGAAGAGCAAGAAAUACAGCACCUGACACCCCCUGUCUUACACCAAACUGCCUGGCUUCAUCCACUGAUAAACAGGAGCUCGUGUUUCGGCUGUAAUUGGCCUGGCAGUGUUUUCCCUGCAGUUCUGGGGUCAGUCUCUUCUGUUGUGCUCCAGCCAGCAUUAUUCUUGGUGACAGGUAUGAGACAGGCUGUGCUGCUGGUGUGCUGGCUCAUGCUUUGUUCUGACAGUGUCGGUUAUGAAUAAAUGGGGUGAGAUUCCCACUUGCCAUCUACUUGGGGUGGAAUAUUCCUGGAUCCCUGUGAGCCAGAAUCAUCCACAGCUGUUGGGUGGUGCAGGCUGACUCCUUUUGGGGGCAGUGGGGCACAUCGUAGCAAUUAUGUGAUAGACUACAAAGAAGAUAAAAGCCAUGUCUGUAUUUUACUAAUGACAAGAGACCCCUGAACAGGAGAAAGCAAUUACUGGGACUGUGUACCCCAAUGUGUUUGAGCUUCUGGGUCUGCUAUGGUCUUGCACUGGGUUAUGACAUGGGACCUGUUCUAAUCAGGGGAGAUGGUGGUGGGGAAAUUGAAGGUGGGAGGACCCUGUAAAUGUUCUUCAAAGGAAAUCUGGAAGUGAUGACUGGCUGCAUUUCUUAGCAAAUUGUGAUCACUACGCAGUAGCGGGGAUUUCUUCGCGUCUGGUGAAAAUCCACAUGCUAAGGCUUUGUAAUGAAUUAUUUUGCAAAUAUAAAAUAAAUACUAAGAAUUUAAAUAAGAAA
This is a messenger RNA of Lagopus muta (rock ptarmigan), 3041 nucleotides long. It is a transcript of the gene ALDH3A2, whose product is annotated as aldehyde dehydrogenase 3 family member A2. Gene Ontology annotation, cellular component: cytoplasm. The transcript is spliced from 10 exons. The record is from RefSeq and is a predicted model, not a curated record. Gene Ontology annotation, molecular function: aldehyde dehydrogenase (NAD+) activity. The coding region runs from base 583 to 2049 and encodes 488 amino acids. Gene Ontology annotation, biological process: aldehyde metabolic process. NCBI's taxonomy places the organism in Eukaryota, Metazoa, Chordata, Aves, Galliformes, Phasianidae.